GUCCAAAAACAAAAUUUAAAACGAUGGACGAGGACCUGUACUUGAAGCUGUGCCGCUUGUGUCUUAGCAAACCUGAGGGCGAACUUAAUUUUUUCAUCGACACAGAAACAAAAAGAGCUUUCAAAGAAGCCUUGUCAGAUAUUCAGUUGGAGGAAAAUUCUGAACUUUCAUCAAUUAUAUGUGAAUCCUGCAUGAGUUUAAUACAAAAAAUCAUCGAAUUUAAACAAAGUAUAAGAAAAAAUCAGGAUUUUCUGUUGAAUUUACUUCGAAAAAAUGAAGAAAACUCAAAAUUAGUACAGUUCGCUGAAGUAAAUUUGCCUGUUGAGACUGAUUUUAGUUUAAAAGCAGAAGAAAUCAACAAAGAAAGUUCAAAUGAAGACGAUUCCGACUAUCACGAAGACACAAAUCCCGAUUUAGAUGACGAUUCUGACACAAAUUCCCUUUCAGAAAGCGAAUAUGCUCGUCCCGAUCCCGAAUCUGAGCCAAAAUCGGACAAACUUCCGUUGCCGCCACUCGAAUUCGAAAAAGGAACUGACGCCGUUUGGUGUCCCUUUUGCUUUCAAAAGUUCAAAAAGAAAUAUUUCCUCUCAAAACACGGAAAUCUUCGUCAUCCGCAGUACAAUUGGGCAUUUCGCAAGCCAAAAUCCACGCGAACUCGUUGGACCUGCAAAUUCUGUGAUAAAUCCUUCACGCGACGCUUUCGCCUGAAGCAACAUGCUCAAAUUCUGCAUUUUGGACGUCAACCUUACACGUGCGACCUUUGCGGACACACUUCGCACCUCAAAAGCAGCAUUCGGGGUCACAUCGAAGGCAAACAUUUGCGAAAAAAUCGCGGAAAAGGCUUAAAAGAACCGCGAGACGCCGUAAUUUGUCGCUUGUGCAAUCACGUGAGCAGCAACAAGGAAGUCUACAAUCAGCACAUGCAGCGGCACGAAGCAUCAGAGGACCGGCCAUUCGCUUGCAAAAGAUGUUCCUUGUAUUUCCGGACUCAAAAGAGCUUCGACAAGCACAACCGACACUCGCAUCUCGUCGAAAACCUGCCAUUUCCGUGUAAUUUGUGCAUUUCUGCGAGAUUUGUCACCGAAGAAAUUUUAAAUAUCCAUCGGAAGUUGCAUGAAGUCGACGAAACAAAAAGAGCGAAAAAGCCUUUCGGAUGUGCGGCGUGCGAGUUGCGUUUCUGCAAGAAAUCCAUGUUGGAAAAUCACGUGAGGCACCACGAAAAGAACGAAUUGGACUCGUGUCAAGUGUGUGGCAUGACGUUACAUCGGAGCUCGAUGGCGGAUCACAUGGACAAGCACAAGACGAAACCGGAGGAGUUUAAGAACGUUUGUCAUCUCUGUGGACGCCGAUUUCGCGUUGAAUACAGUUUGAUGAAGCACCUGAAGACGCACGACGCUCCGCAAUUCUACGAAUGUGACAAAUGUGGCAAAACUAUCAAGAAAAAGUGCAAUUUUGUGAAUCACGUAAAGAAGUGCGACGGUCCUCAAACGGUGUUUUCGUGCAAAUUUUGCGCCCAAACGUUCCUUUCCAAGUCGGUCAAGUACAAACACGAGGACCGCGAACACAAAGGAUUCAGCUGUAAGCGAUGCAACAUGCGUUUCGACCGUUAUCAGGAUCUCAAAGUCCAUCGACGCACGUUGGAGCAUCGUCAAAAAGGAAAGUGGGGCAAAUUAACAGCUGCUGGCAUCGCCAAAUCCGACAAAAAUCCCUUAAUUUCUCAAUAAAAUUCCAUUUUA
Culicoides brevitarsis is the source of this 1736-nucleotide messenger RNA. Its product is annotated as zinc finger protein 436-like. The record is from RefSeq and is a predicted model, not a curated record. NCBI's taxonomy places the organism in Eukaryota, Metazoa, Arthropoda, Insecta, Diptera, Ceratopogonidae. Gene Ontology annotation, cellular component: nucleus. The transcript has 3 exons. Gene Ontology annotation, biological process: regulation of transcription by RNA polymerase II. Bases 24 to 1724 code for a protein of 566 amino acids. Gene Ontology annotation, molecular function: DNA-binding transcription factor activity; zinc ion binding; RNA polymerase II cis-regulatory region sequence-specific DNA binding.